CUCUAUAUGUGUUGUUUAUUUUAAUUUGACAACCAAUAUUUGGAUAAUAUGUACUGUGAUUUUCUUUUCAAUUGUUAAAGAAAGAUUAAAAAUCAAACAGUUGCAAUUUAUUAUUUGAGUACUUGUUUAGCUAAUACAAUUGCCUUUUCCAUACUAGGGAACAAUUAAAAUUGAAGGCAUGAUGGUAAAGAUGCCCAAAGAAGAUGAGAUACGCUUGAGUCCUAAAUGCUUCGAAAAGAUGAGAAAUCUUAAAAUUUUUAUAAACGUCAAUGGACGGUUUUGUGGAAAUGUUGAUUAUUAUCCGAAUCAGUUGCGGUUACUUGAUUGGCCUGACUGUCCACUGAAAUCUUUGCCCUUCAAUUUUAAUAUGAAGAAUCUAGUUCGACUUAGUAUGUCUUGUAGCCGCAUCUCACGUUUUGGAGAAAGAUUCAAGGUAUUUAUGAAUUUUCAGGAGUUUACUUUACUAAAAUCUUUAUGCCUUACCAAUUUUCCAUUUGAUUUUUUCUAUGACAGAAUAUGGAAAAUCUGAAAUCCUUAAAUCUGAAGAGAUGUGAAUUCCUAGCAUCAAGCCCAGACCUGUCUGGAAGCCCAAACUUAGAGUUUCUGGAUUUAAGUUUCUGUACAAGUUUAAAGAAGAUUCAUUCGUCGGUUGGAUCCCUCAAAAAGCUUGUUCACCUGGAUCUUCAAGGAUGCUCUAAACUUCGGAUGCUACCUGGCAUAGUUAACUGGAGAUCCCUCCAAACCAUUAAUCUUAACUAUUGCAGAAUGGUGGAGAGUUUUCCUGAAAUUGUGGGAGAGAUGAAAUACAUGACAUCCUUGCGUCUGUUCAGCACUGGCAUCAAAGCAUUGCCUUCAUCCAUUGGAUAUCUAAUUAACCUUGAAUGGUUGGAGUUAGAUAAUUGUGGAAACCUCACAGAUCUACCUUGCAGCAUCUAUGAAUUCCAAAAUCUGGAGGAGGUUCUUUUGAACGACUGCCCAAAACUCGUAAGAUUCCCAAAUAAGGGGGACUCUGAAGUGCUUCCAACUUACUCAAAGGUUUCACAUGACAAAGGAUGCAGUUCAAUGGAGCCGGACAAUUUGGUUCUACGUGGAUUCACCGCAAGAGGAUGCGCUACUUUAUCUAAUACUGAUUUCCUCGCGUCCCUUGAUUGGGCACUUGAAAUUGAUUUAUCAGGAAGCGCCAUUGUUAUUCUUUCCGAAUGCAUCAACAAAAUUGGCUACUUGAGGGAACUCAAUUUGAGCGGCUGCAGGAGGCUCGUAGAAAUUCCAGAGCUUCCACCAAGUAUUCGCCGCUUGGAUGUGAGUGAUUGUAUAUCAUUGGAAAGAAUUUCGAAGUUGUCAAACGUUUUGGAGCGUAAAGAAUCACAAAUGAUUGAGGAGAUGGACUUGACUAAUUGCUGGAGACUCUGUCAAAAUUUGGUUCAGAUGGCAAACAAGGAUGAUGAUGAGGUGGGCGCUGAUCUCUUCUUUCCACUCCUAUCUUCUCAGCAAUCCAAAUUCACAAUUACAUUUCCAGUUCCAAGAAGUGAGGUUCCAAAGUGGUUCAGCUGUCAAAUGGAUUUCUAUCGACGGUUUGAAUUUUGUAUUGAAACACUUGCAAAUUUCAAAUGGGACAACACAGGACUGGCUCUCUGUGUUGCUGUUGAUCAAAAGCUGCAAUAUACCGAUUUUGUGGUCUAUAUUCACAUCAAUGAAGUACGUGUUUCAUAUCUCCCCGAACAGUUGGUUAAUUCAGCAGAGUUGGAUCAUGUGUGGCUGCACUAUGUUCCCUUCCUUGAAAUGUGGCGAGUUGGUUAUAUGCGUCCAUUGCCUCCUUUUACGUGUCGAGUCAUUAUGCUUCAAUACUUCUAUAAGUCAGCCUCCAUAAAAAGCUGUGGGGUCCACCUUGUAAUGCCACCCAAUGAAAACGUUUGUAUGAAGCUAAUCCAUGCAGAGAACCUCACCAGUAAACUUUCUGAUGAUGAAGUUUAUAAGGAGUUCUAGGACAAUUAUCGUCCCAAACAGAGGACUGACUGCAAAGAAUUAUAUACUUAUGCACAACUGGAAAAUGAAAAGCUGUAAUUAUUAGUAAUGCAGCAUAGCAUUGUCUAUGGACCAGUGUGACAAAUACAGGCAUUCUCCAUAUGUGUGGAUAGAGUUUAUCAAAUUCAUCCUGUGAAAGCAAGUUGGCAAAUCUGCAGAAGGGCCUAACAAAAGCAAAAGCGGCACCUCUCUUGGACAAGCUUGUUUUUCACAAGAUAAAACAAGAGCUAGGAGGACCAGUUCGUAUAAUGUUUGUCUGGUGCUGCACCUUUGCCCAGGCAUGUGGAGGAAUUUAUCAGAAGGAUAUGAAGGCUGUGGACUCAAUCCUCUAUAAAAGCAUAGGUCCCUGCACUCUCACUAACACACUGGUUAGAGAAUCUCGCCCCAUAGAGAAUACUAAAUACUGAGUGAGCAGUGCAGAAGAUCUUGCUUCUACAUUUCUACGUUUCAUUGCUGAAGCUCCUGCUUCCAACAUUCACAAUGGCCUCAGGUAAAAUUGGUGUUUUCUUUUAUUCUACAGCUGAAAACAUUAGGAACCAAUUAUCGGUUCUGGAUUAUGAGGGUUUCUACGGUGAAUUUUGCAUACAGCAAACCAUCGCUGAGAUUUUCACUGAUCAUUGAGUUACAGAACUGAGAGUUUGUGUAUUUUGCUUUAAAACAUGACUGUGUCUCCCACAGGAGGAUAAACUUUAUUACAUGUUUUAGAAUAAAAUGCAGUACAUUACAGUAACAUUGGGAUAUAUUCAGUUUUGCUUGUUCUUUUCUUGCCACACAGGUACUGACUGAACAUACAAAUAACAUUGCUUGGUUUUACUGGUUUUGUAAUUUAGAACUUAAUAACAUUGAUGUUUUCUGAUGAUGAUGAUGAAUUAUCGUCCCAAACAGAGGACUGACUGCAAAGAAUUAUAUACUGAUGCACAACUGGAAAACAAAAAGCAGCAUAGCAUUGUCUAUGGACCAGUGUGACGAAUACAGGGACUGCCCGGAGGAAUCUAAGGAAGCCGUUGCAUCACUAAUGGUUACUGCAGCUAGAUUUUCUGAUUUACCAGAGUUUUGUGACAUUAGGCCACUAUUUCAAGAGAGAUAAGUGAACUCUGGAUUAUUAUGUGGAUCAAAAGUUUGUUGAGAACAUAGCUUCAAAGCCUCCCACAUUGGAGAAGAAGGUUCAGUUGACAUAGCAUUGGAAUUUUCAAUAAAGUGGGACUCCAAGGCCUUUGAACAAAGAAUGUCUAAACCUCCUGCAUUUAUACAGCGCAAGCCAUGAAAUCUUGGAUAUGUAUAGGGUUUCAGGCACAAGCAUCAAUCUGUGUAAGCAAAGCUAUGAAAUGGUGGGAGAAAACCCUAAAACUGAACACGGUUGAGAUCCAUUCUGCUAAGAACUCAUUGAUUCUUUGCAUAAUGCUGGUGAUAGAUUGGUUGUAGUGGAUUUUUACUCACCUGGUUGUGGAGAUAGUAGAGGUCUCCAUCCCAAGCAGAAAAACCCACCUAUAGAUUUGCAACCUCUGCCGCCGCAGCCACAAUUAGCUUCCAACCCAUCUAUUUCAUAAUUUUUGUUAUGUUUUGUUGUAUGUUGUCAUGUGUAAUUGGAUAAUUGUAGAGUUAAUGAUCACAGCCCCAUUUCAUUCUGAUAUGGAAGAACUUCUAAAUACGUUAUUAAGCACAUCCAUAUGAUUUUGAUUGAUUUA
Molecule: messenger RNA, 3707 nt
Organism: Rosa chinensis
Lineage: Eukaryota; Viridiplantae; Streptophyta; Magnoliopsida; Rosales; Rosaceae
Product: disease resistance protein RPV1-like
Exons: 11
Coding region: 517-1983 (488 amino acids)
Source: RefSeq, a predicted model, not a curated record